CACACACACACACACACACACACUCACAGCUCGAGCAUUUACACCGACUCUGUCCCAGGUGCGUGUGGAAUACACUGGACUUUAUUUUAUUACUGCAUUCUUAAUUUAAUUCUCAGAAUGAGUGCUCGUCUAUGGACGGAGGAGCAGUUUAACUGCCCCGUCUGUCUGGAUCUGCCCUCUGACCCCGUGACCAUCCCGUGUGGUCACAGUUACUGCAUGGCCUGCAUCGCAGAUUACUGGGACAAUGAAGGCAGGAAAAACGGCACCUACAGCUGUCCGGAGUGCCGGCAGAACUUCAACCCUCGUCCCACUCUCUGCAGGAACACCAUGCUGGCCGAAGCCGUGGAGCAGCUCCGCCGAGGGGCCCUCAGCUCCACGGGGCGAGAGUCCAUCAAGAGCGCCCGGAGCGCCGCGUCCUCCGCGUCUGAGCGUGCGCGCACACGGAGCAAAGGGGCCUCCAAAAAGCUGCCAGGUUCGGCGGUGCCCUGUGACCGCUGCCCGGAGCCCAGAGCGGCAGUGAAGACGUGUUUGGUGUGCAUGGCAUCGUUCUGCGAGACUCACCUGAAGCCUCACAACACGCAGGAGAAGCUGAAGAACCACGAGCUGAUCGCGCCCACCGGUGACCUGAGUCAGAAGAUCUGCCCCGAGCACAAGUACCUGCAGGAGUUCUUCUGCCGCUCCUGUCACAUGUACGUGUGCUGGCUGUGCACCAGUAACCAGCACAAGGGCCACGAGAGCGUCUCCACACAGGCUGAGAGAAACGAGAAGCAGAAAGAGCUGGGUGCAGUUCUGUCUGAGAACCAUCAGCGACUCCAGGACAGAGAGAGAGAACUGAAAGACAUGAAGAAAGUCUUAGACACACUCACGAGGUCCUCAGAAACAGUGCGGGACGAGGCAGACAUGGUCCUGUCGGAGCUCCAGGAGUCAGUGCAGCGGAUGCUGGAGCUGCUGCAGGACGUGAUGGUCUCCACUGCGCAGGAGAAACUCAACGAGGCCCAGGAAGUGGUGACCAAACUGGAGGCCGAAGUCAAACAGCUGAAGAAAAAAGACGGAGAACUGAAAGAGCUCAUCAACUGCCAGGACAGUAUCUACUUCCUGAAGACGUAUCAGUCUCUGUGCUGCCCGCUGGAAGGAGGAGAUCUGGGAGCUGUGACCGCGAACCCUGAAGCCACGUUUGAUCCUGUCAGGAGCGUCGUCGUCCAGCUGAGGGAGAAGGUGGAGGAGAUGUGUGACCAGGAGCUGGACAAGAUCAACAAGACAGUGUACAACACCACAGCGUUCACAGUUGCAGACCGCAACGGACAGAAAACAGGAGGCAUAAUGAAACUGUUUUCUGGAAAAGGAGCCAGAGCCACUCGUGCACAAGGACCCCCACCACUGCCUUCAGUAAGCACACGAGGAGCAGUGAACACGCGUGCACAAGCUGUCAGAAACAAUGAGCCAAGAGUUAACAGAGGUGUUACAAACUCCCCAAGACAAGCCAGAUCCCCGAGAGAGGAGAGAGAUGACAUUUUUCACUCUGCAGCUGACAGGAGUCGCAGUUCACUGAGACCAAGAGAAACACAAAGGAGAGAGGAAAGAGAAAACAAUGCAGACACCUGGAGUUUAAGUUCUGUUAGAUCAAGAGGGAGACCGAGAGGAGAAGACAGAGAUCAGGAAAGAGAAAACCAGGCCUCUCAAAGACGUCAAAGCACACAGAGCAGAAACACACUUGAUGAAGAACAAGCGGACCGCUGGAGUUUGAGUUCAAUCAGACCGAGACUGAGGAGAGAGGAUAGAGAACAAGUCAAUGGAGAAGCUCAGCCUGGUCCCUCACAGCAGAGAUCAAGCGCUGUGGACAGACAGCAGCCGGCCAGACAAUCGGACAGAUGGAGUCUGAGCUCUCUCUUACCUAGAAACAGGAAGAAGAGACAGGACACAGUGAAAGAGGCCACACCCACUAUCCAGGAGGCGGGGUCAGUGAGACCUCGUAGCCUCUCCCGUGCCAGUGCUUGGGGAGAGCCAACAGAAGUGAAUCCUGGGCUGUUCCUGGACUCACCUACUGACAGGCCAGGCGUCAAUCCUGCUUUUCCCACACUGAGAGAAAUUAACAUUGACAGUAUUCAGGCCCCCGAGCCCAGAACCAGAGACGAGUUCCUGGAAUAUGCUUGUGAUUUGACCCUGGAUCCAAACACGGCCCACCGGCGUCUGGUCUUGUCUGAUGGAGACACCGUGGCCACGCUUCAGCAGACGUCUCAGCCGUACCCCGACCUCCCGCAGCGCUUCGACGGCUGGACGCAGGUGCUCUGUCUCCAGCCCCUCUCCUCCGACCGCUGCUACUGGGAGGUGGAGUGGAGGGGGCGUGGCUCCUCUCUGGGUGUGGUCAGUGGAUCCAUGUCCCGCAAAGGGGCGGAUUCAGGGGCGGGGCUUGGGUAUAACAGCCAAUCGUGGAGCUUGGAGCUGUCAGACAUGUGCUGCGCAGCCAUGCACGCCAAUCAGAAGGUGGAGAUCCCUGUGACCUACAGCCCUCGAGUCGGGGUGUUUCUGGACAGGACCGCAGGGACUCUGACUUUCUAUAGCGUGGAUGACGAGUUGGUUCCUCUCCAUGCUUUUCAAGGGUCAUUCCCACCACCGCUGUACGCUGCGUUCGGGGUGGGCUGUGGGGUCGGCGUGGGGCUGGAUUUUGCCAUGGGACAGUUCAGCUCCACGUCAGACAGCAUUAAGAUCUGUACCUUGUGAACUGAGUGAAUCUCACAAAAAUAAUAUGCAGGUCAUUUUUCACCCCAAAAUCAAAAGGAAGAAAAGAGUGAAUUAUAUUUUGCAAGAAAAUGAAGCCUAUUGGUAAGACCAAAAUAAUUUUUCAUAAAGAUUCAGUACUUCCCCUCCAAAUUUAUAUUACCAUGUUUCUUGUAACAUUUUUGUACAAUUAUGAUUUUCAUUUCUGCAAUACAAGAUAUAUAUUUUUUUAAAUCUGCAAAAAUAAAAUGCAUAUAUAUAAAAAUUAUAGUAAUGAGAAGUGAGAUAUAAUUAUGAUUAAUUGUCAUAAAAAUUGCAUGUUUUUCCUAACCGUUUUUGGGAUCAGGAUUGAAUGGUUAUGGCAAAUAAUUACUAAUAUAAAUUAUUACAAUUAUUAUUAAAUGAAAUUACAUAAAUUCAAUAAUAAUAAAAGAUAAGCAUAUUUUCACUUUCAUAGCUUAUAACUCAACAUUUGUUUGUAAUUCUCAUUAUUCAAUUAUGAUUUUAAUUUUGGCAGUACAGCAAGAUUUGUAAAUCUGCAAAAACCUAAUAUUUUAUUUAUAGUAAUAACAAUGAUAAUAUUACAAUAAAUUAAAAAAUGUGGCUUUAAUUCUAAAGCUGUGUUUAAUUUUUUUUUUAUGCAAAAUGUAAUUUAUUUUUCUCUUUUAGACAUGUUUGUCCACCCUUUAAGGAAUAAAAAUUGUUUGGUUAUGGCAAAAUAUUAACAAAAUAACUUGUGCAUAAGGGAAAUCAUUUGUACUUUCACUAUAAUAUACCAAAAAUGUUUGUAAAUGUAAAAUAAACUUGAAUAAAAAAAUAAUUUUUAGCUCCUGUGUAUAGUUCUCAAACUCCUGAAUGAAAUUACAGGAACACUGACAUUAUUUGUUUUUUAUUAUAUGUAUAUAUAUAAAAACAACCACAACAUAAUGAUACUAAUACAGGGUUCUGACAGCUAAACACAGAAAAACACACCAAGGCUGUGGUUACUAUGUCAGCAGCACAAAAGAAAUCACCUGGUGCUUGAUGUCACAACUUGUGGCAUCAUCUUCUAGCAUUGACCUUUGACCUCAAUGGCAGCAGAGCUUGAUGACAUCAACAGCAGGAUGUAAAUAAGGACACUUUGAUACAGAAAUCAAACCAUGCGUUUAGUACCAUACACUUCAGCUGGGAUUAGAGAUAAAGCUAGUGAUGUAUAGAUGCAGCAAGCAUGCUGGUAUUGUUCUGAAGGAUGCGAUUCAUUUGACCAAGUGUAGAUUGUGUUCUUGGCAAAGCUGACAAAAGCUUAUUAAAUGUCUUUCCUGUAACAGUUUCUGAACCAAACUGAUGGUUUUCCCUGUGCUGUCAUUAUGCCAUUUACUAGAAAGCACAAAAGGUCAGUUUACCAC
Cyprinus carpio (common carp) is the source of this 4100-nucleotide messenger RNA. It is a transcript of the gene trim25l, whose product is annotated as tripartite motif containing 25, like. Gene Ontology annotation, molecular function: zinc ion binding; protein binding. The record is from RefSeq and is a predicted model, not a curated record. NCBI's taxonomy places the organism in Eukaryota, Metazoa, Chordata, Actinopteri, Cypriniformes, Cyprinidae.